This is a messenger RNA of Toxotes jaculatrix (banded archerfish), 1835 nucleotides long. RefSeq lists its product as uncharacterized. Gene Ontology annotation, molecular function: zinc ion binding; DNA binding. NCBI's taxonomy places the organism in Eukaryota, Metazoa, Chordata, Actinopteri, Toxotidae. The record is from RefSeq and is a predicted model, not a curated record. The transcript is spliced from 11 exons. Bases 89 to 1444 code for a protein of 451 amino acids. Gene Ontology annotation, cellular component: nucleus.
UAUCUGCUAACGAGCUCUUUGUAGGUGAAGUAGCUUCACUCCACACACUCCAAUACUAACUCAUCUUCUCCCGUAAAGCAACUAAACAAUGAACCGUCAGAAUAAUGUUCCGUUCAGCUCUUCAGCUGUUCCUAUAGGAGCUGCUCCAGGAUUCAAACUGCCUGGGAGAGUACCCAUAGACUUUAUAGAAGCUAUGAAACGCAUCCCUGCGAAACCAGCAGCCAACACAAACCCUAGGACACCUGACAUGGCUGCUAAGGCACUACCAGCCCAGAAAUGUGCAGCGCAACCUUCUGUCAAUAAAUGGAAGUCUUCAUUCAAACCGAUUGGAGACAAAGAUAACAAUUCUCAGGACAAAAACACAGGCAGCUCAGAAAGGGACGAGCUCUAUGACCCUUAUGAUCCCGGCUCGUCAGAUUCUGAGGUCGAGGUGACACAGAGAAAAGACUGCAGCCACCCCCAAUCUGAUCAGGAAAACAACCUGGGACGUCGACGAUUGUCUCCGUGUCGAGGUUCCCGUAGGAACAGCCGCUGGGAUAUACCCUAUUCUGAGGCAGGGAGCCGACUCUUUGACAGACGUGACUUUAGCCCUGAAACCAUACCCAGCGAGAGCCGAGGUCUGAGUUCGGGGCAUAGACUGCCGGAACAACAAUCUUAUAGCCCAGACACUGAACCACUUGACAGACCGGUGUAUGGCUCCAUAAGUAGACCUCUGGACCACAGGGUCUGCAGCCCUGACAGGAUUGUUCACGGCUCCUCCACCCAACAGUUUCCUACAUCUUAUGGAGGACAGACGACCAACGGUGAGGAGAGGAUACCAGUGCCAGAACACAGGAGAGAGGUAUCAUCGACAAGACUGAAAAUGACCACUACUGUUAGACUGUCCCCACCCAAGUUACAGCGGGAUUAUCAACAUCAGUUGGGGUUCGCGAAAACAAGUCUGGAUCAAAUCACAGAGGUGACAAGAAUCAGAAGCAAACCUAUAAUAAUGGAAAAGAGUUCCAUCACCUGCGACCUUUGUGACGUUGAGCUGGCCAAUGGGCAGGAGCUGGAUGAUCACUUGGACAGCAAAAGCCACUGGGUGACAUUGGAGCACAUUCAACAGGAGAAUAAUUACGAUGAUCUGGCUAUAGCUUUCCUGCAGGAAGUCAUGCUGUAUAAAAGCCGUCAGUGUAGUCGAGCCAUAGGGGAGAGUGCUCUUCAAGCUCUGCAGGAAAAUGACCACAUGACAAAGGUGGAAAUGUUCCACUGUGCAGCUUGCAAAGUCUAUGUAUUCACAUCUGCAUCCUCGGUGCAGGCUCACAUUACCUCGGAGGAACACCUCUCCAACACAAAGGAGUUUGAAGUGCAGCAGAGACGUACUUGCCUCAGCAAAGCAGAGACCAUAAUGAAGGAGCUGAAACCGCAGUUUGAAAACUUCAUGAAGGGUGACAGCCCGUUUUGAAUGACGGAAAUCGUUCAAAGUCUUCGAAACACUAUUUACACUGAGAUGCUGUUCAGAUCAAGGAUAAUGGACAGCAGCUCACUUUGAAUCACAACCACGUGAACUCUGUAUCAGUUUUCAUGGACAGCAUAUUGCUCAGAGAGCACGAUGUUCAGGCGCCAGUUGGGACUUUUCCGAAUAAACAAAAGCGUCCUGAGUUCAGGUUUGUUCACACAACAUGGAAUUUUUUUAUGUGCGGUUUGUCUUUUCACGUUCUGUCUAUGAUAAUGUUAGCUACAAAACACCCAGGUCAUCACCAUUUGGUCACUUUAAGUAAAUGAAGCUUGUGAUUUUAUUUAUUUAUUUAUUUUUAUAUUUACAGAUCCGAUGUUUAUAAUUUCUGGACAAAAAU